AUGAAAACAAUAAAAGAACUCAAAAAUAAAAUUUUAUUUGAUAAAUCAAACAAUAUAAAUAAAUCUUGUACUAGUGACAGUAAAAGUAGCUACGGGAGCGGAAAAAUAAACAACUAUGAUAUCAAUAAUAUAAACUCAUUAAAUAAUAAUAUAGAUAGUUCAUCCUCUUCAUCCUCUUCAUCAUCUUCAUCAUCAUCCAGCAAUUCAUCAAAUUUUGUAAAUAAUAUAAAUAAUUUAAUUUUAUCAAAUUGCUACACAUAUACGAGCACAUUAGAAAACAUUAACUGGAACUCUGUAAUAAAUAUUGAAACUUUAGAUACUGGUAACUCAAAUAUAUUUUUAUUGGUUUCAUUUUUAGAUGAAGUUCAAAGUCAAAUCAAUCAAAUAUUAAUAAAAUCAUCCCCAUGUAUGUUUCAAGAAAUUUAUACUUCAGUUGUUGAAGAUAUGUUAAAGUAUCCAAUACCAGAAAUGAAGUUAAUACAAUUUUCCAGUAAUGAAUUUACUGAAAUGUCAAAUUCAUUAUUAAGCUUUUCUCAAAACGAUGAAGAAUUAUAUCAAUUCAUUCAACAAGAAUUAGAUAAAUCUUUUAUAUUGGCCUUAGAAUAUAAACCAAAUGGAAAAAGAUUUAACGAAUUAAACCACAAAGAAUAUUUCUCCGGAAGCAAAGGUGAAAAGAAAUUAAAACAACUUGGUAAAGUCAUUGCUUUUGAAAUAUUUUGUAACAAUUUUUGCCGCUCAGCAACCCCAUGGGAUGAAAAUACUUUUUUUUCAAAUUUAAUAUUCUACAGUUCCCCAAAUAAAAAUGGAUGGUAUUUCUCAAUGAUUCAUCCAAAUAUUAACUACCUUAGUAACAGUUUAUUUACCAUUGGCUACAGAGAUCAAAUCAACAAAUUAAAGUUACUUUUGUUCUCUAUUUUCCAAAACCCAAAUUCCGAAACUGAACAAAUCAAACAAAUGAAAGAUCACUUUAUCAACAAAUUAAGAAUCAAGCUACCAAGUUCCUUCUAUAUAUCAAUUCAAAAAGGUAUUGCAGCUGGAAUAAAGAAAAUUGUCAGCCAAAUUACCGAUCAAAAGUUAAAAUCAACAAAAGAAAAAAUUAAAAUUAUUGUUAAAGUCGAUAGUUCAAAUAACUCUUGGAAAAAAGGUUUCGAUUCAUUAUAUAACCCCUUUAUACUAGAGAUUCUAAAUGAAUUUGUUUACGAAUUUACAAAUUAUAUUGAAAAAAAAUAUUAA
Dictyostelium purpureum is the source of this 1233-nucleotide messenger RNA. RefSeq lists its product as uncharacterized. Bases 1 to 1233 code for a protein of 410 amino acids. The record is from RefSeq and is a predicted model, not a curated record. The transcript has a single exon. NCBI's taxonomy places the organism in Eukaryota, Evosea, Eumycetozoa, Dictyosteliales, Dictyosteliaceae.